Linum tenue is the source of this 1311-nucleotide messenger RNA. The record is from the annotation of a GenBank genome assembly. Lineage: Eukaryota; Viridiplantae; Streptophyta; Magnoliopsida; Malpighiales; Linaceae.
GGUACCUGGCCGUUCGAGUGGUGGUCAUGUAAGGACCAAACUUACCACACUUAUCAACUUCCUUUCGCUUCCGCCCUGGGAGCUUCUUCGCCAAUUCGCCAUGGCCACUCUGAGCUUCAACCCCACCAGAAUUCCUCGAACCCCCAAAACGAAAACAGCCUCUUUUCGGAAACCAACUUCCAGAGUGUCCUUCUCCAUCCAGCCAAAUGCCUCAAGCGGCCGAAAACUUGCCCACGGGUUCCCCAAGCUCCGGGUUUCGACGCAGGAGGAAGCAGGGGUGGAGGAGUACGAGGAAGACGACCCGACCGCGGAGAUGAGCUACCUGGACCCGGAAACCGACCCGGAUAGCAUCUUGGAGUGGGAGCUGGAUUUCUGUUCAAGGCCGAUGCUGGACAUCCGAGGGAAGAAAGUGUGGGAGCUGGUUGUGUGUGACGAGUCCUUGGCGCUGCAGUUCACCAAGUACUUCCCCAAUAAUGCGAUCAACAGCAUCACCCUGAGAGACGCUCUUGGUUCCAUCUCUGAGGAUCUGGGUGUCCCUUUGCCCCAGAAGAUACGCUUCUUCAGGUCGCAGAUGCAGACUAUCAUAACCAAGGCGUGCCGAGAGCUGGGGAUAAAGCCUAUUCCGAGCAAACGGUGUCUAUCACUACAGCUGUGGCUGGGAGAACGAUACGAGACGGUAUACAAACGCCACCCUGGGUUUCAGAAGGGAUCCAAACCCCUCCUUGCAUUAGACAAUCCAUUCCCAAUAGACCUCCCAGAGAAUCUCUACGGAGAUAAGUGGGCUUUCGUCCAGUUACCAUUUUCAGCUAUCCGAGAAGAAAUCGCAUCAAUGGAUACAAGAUUUAUGUUCGGUUCGAGUCUAGAUCUGGAUCUCCUUGGCAUUGCAGUGGAUGACGAAACACUAAUUCCAGGGCUGUCUGUUGCUUCAUCACGAGCCAAACCAUUGGCAGCUUGGAUGAAUGGACUGGAAGUUUGCGCAGUCGAAUCGGACACAAGCAAAGGCUGCUUGAUCCUCUCUGUUGGAGUCUCCACUCGCUACAUCUACGCCACCUACAACAAAAGUCCUGUGACAACAGCUGAAGCUGAAUCGUGGGAGGCUGCAAAAAAGACAUGCGGAGGUCUCCAUUUCCUUGCUGUACAAGAAGACUUGGAUUCAGAUGACUGUGUCGGAUUCUGGCUGUUGUUAGACUUGCCACCACCACCUGUCUGAUUUUGCAGCCUUCAGAUCCUGACUUCUGUUUCUCAAAAUGCCACAAUCUCAACAUUUUUGGAAACAAAAAAAAUGAAAUGCAGAGUCUGAUUUUGAUGCUG